This is a messenger RNA of Fomitiporia mediterranea MF3/22, 715 nucleotides long. RefSeq lists its product as uncharacterized. Lineage: Eukaryota; Fungi; Basidiomycota; Agaricomycetes; Hymenochaetales; Hymenochaetaceae. The transcript is spliced from 2 exons. Bases 114 to 269 code for a protein of 51 amino acids. The record is from RefSeq and is a predicted model, not a curated record.
CAUCACCGAGGACUCCAGAAACACCAGGGCCUCAAAGCAAUGUGACAACAGGACCUGGAUUGACUGCGACUCCUGGCACUUCAAGAAUAGGCCGUGUGAGUGUCAGGAUCACUAUGGAUACUGAACGGAUUGCUGUAGGUCUUUUACAUUCCUUGCACUGCGCGCGGGCAUUCUCGCAAAGAUUUGAUCUACAGUGCGAGCAAUCAUCGUACCAUGGCAUCCGUUCGACACUACGGCUGCUGCAACGACGAAUAAACCACCUCGUGUGAAAGAGACAAUAGCCGUUCAACAGAAUCUUUCCACACAGAAACUACUAUCGCCAUCUCCAGCCGUCCACCAUUCCACCCUAUCCUUUACUACUGAUCCAUCGACACAAAGCAUACACGCUAUUCUGAUUGCACAUCUAUUGCUCGCACUUAUCAAUACUGUUCUACGUCAUGCUGCGAAAGCUGUACUUGCUGAGGCAAAUAAGGGUCUAAGUAGUGGAACGCCAGUGGAUCCAGUGGACGAAAGCCUUGGCCUGCUGGGUGGGGAGACAAAGCGAUGGAGACACGUGCAUUAUACAGAUGUGUAGCAAAACGAUUAUUGAAGAUUGAUCAGACUGGGCGAGAGCAACUUGUUAAAUUUAAUGUAUGAAUCUUCUUUACAGUAAUCAUCAUGUGCUUGUAUCUCCUCCCUAUUUUUGGUAACCUAUCUGCCUCGAUAGUCUUAUAUA